AUGCUUGGCUGCUUACAACUUUUGCCAAAAUUUUGCAGAUGUCAUGAUCCGACCAAAAGUUGCUGAUGCUCUCUCAUAUCUCGACCAGGUGAAAGCUAGAUUUUCUAACCAGAAUGCAAUCUAUAAUGACUUUCUGGACGUUAUGCGCCAGUUCAAAGCUCAAACCAUAGGUACUGAUGUUGUCAUUCGGCGUGUGAGGGAACUUUUUGAUGGCCACCAAGAUCUUAUAAUCGGUUUCAACACAUUUAUACCCCAGGGCUAUCGAUUGGAAAGUGCAGCUGCCACUACAAGACAAGUGAAUGUUUCACUUCCUACUGUCGGUCAGGUAUAUCCCUCUGAAGUAUCCCCAGGCAAGCUGCCGUCAUUUUCAGCAUUUCGUCAUUCUGAGUCUACAUCUCAUGAGGCAAUUCCGUCCAGUUCGUCCACGAUAUCCUAUCAGCCAAUUCCACAGACUGCGGAAAACACGUUUUACACUUCUGCUGUUAGUCAGCCACCUGUUUUACGUUCUCAACUUACCACUUCGGAUUCCCAGCAGCAGCCAUUGUCGCAUAAUUAUCAACAUAUAUCUGCCCCUAACAGCCAAGCUAUCAUUGAAAGUCACAUGGUAUACCCUCCCAGUAUUCAAUCAUCUCAUCAACAACAAGCAUACGUUCCAAACGUUCAGCAGCAGCAGCAACAGCAACAGCAGCAACAACAACAACAACACAAUGCCCAAUCAUUUAAUCAUGCCAUCAUUUAUGUGAACAAAGUCAAGAAUCGGUUUCAAGCAAAACCAGAUGUUUACAAGUGUUUCCUGGAAAUACUGCAGUGGUAUCAACGUGAACAAGAACAUAUUGAUGCACAUCGUCGUAAACAAGCCGAGAUGCAGGUAUAUCAAGACGUAGCCAAGUUGCUCCAUGGUCAUGAGGAUCUAUUGCAGGAAUUUAGUCGUUUUUUGCCUGAAUCCACAAGCAUGACGUCGGAUCCACACGGGACUGGAGGAAAUCCAAAUCCACAGUAUUGUUCGGUAAGUGAACUGUCCUCUGCCGCACACAACAGAUUUUCUGCAAGCGGUGCUGGCAUUGCAUCUGAUGUUUCGUCAACUUGGCACCGUAAUCCAUCGGAAUCAAUGGGACAAUCAGAGUCAAAAAAACUGAAACGAAUGGCAGUUGCAAAUUCAUCUGUUCAAGGUUAUUCACAGGGGGAUUCGAUUCCUUUUAAAAAGCCGCGUCAAACACCGAGAGAUGUGAGUUUAUCAGAUGCAGGGAUUACUAUUGCUGGACCUGAGGCCAUCUUGUUGCAGAAGAUUCGAAACGCUCUUGACGCGGAUAAUGCUGGUCGCUACUAUCAACCCUUGCUUCAGAACAUAAACCUUUACAAUCGCAAGCUGAUAGACGAAAAGUAUUUGAUGGAAGCAUCGAAUUCAGUCCUGCAUAGAUAUCCUGAACUUCAUCGGCAAUUCUGCGACUUAUUUAUUUUGUCCAAUUCCGAAUCCCGUUCGAGUGAAACUGGGCCGAAAACGCCAGAUCGAGAAGCGGUUGUAACUCCAUCCAGUUGCCUACAAAAUGAAGACGCUAAGAGAUAUCCUUCUAGUAACUCCGUUGCCAGUCCUCCCCUCUCUGACGUUGGGGCAGCAACCGGUGGGAACAGCAUUCAUCCACUCACAGGAGCUGACAUGGUCGCACUAGUAAGUGAAGUCUCCCAAAGGCGGCUUGAUUUGGAUUUCAAUAAACUGCGCACAUGUGGAGCAAGCUAUCGUGCUCUUCCACCGAAUUUCCCUCAGCCUAAAUGUUCGGGACGUGUAAAGAGCGCAAUUGCCCGAGCCGUGCUCAAUGAUACCUACAUAAGCUUUUCCUCCCUAACAUCCGAAGACUCACAGUUUGUGUCAUCAAAAAAGAAUCAAUAUGAAGAAAAUAUGUACCAUACGGAGGAUGAACGCUAUGAGGCAGACAUGGUGAUGGAAGUUAAUCGGUCUGCAAUGCAGAAUUUGAUCGUCGUGAGACGUCGGUUGGACCGAAUGAGCAGGGAUGAAAUACAAAGUUUUCGACUUGAUGAUUAUUUGGGAGGGACUUCAGCAAUUCUGAUGAAAAAGGCGAUUCAUCGGGUGUACGGUGACAAGGCGGGUGAUGUUAUAUAUGGGCUUAAAACUUGCCCACACACGGUGGUGCCAAUUGUAAUACAGAGAAUGGCUCAAAAAGAAUCAGAAUGGAAAGAGGCGUUGCGCAAAUUUCAACAGUAUUGGGCUGACCAGGAUGCUAAAAACUAUCUCCGAUCCCUCGAUCAUCAGGGCGCCAAUUUUAAGCAACGUGACACUACACUCACCCGUCCAAAAGCGGUUGUGAACCUAAUUGAAGGUAUUGCGCGCGGUGAAAAUUCCGCAUCCUCUGACCCAGUCUCUGGCGAUGUUGUUGGUGCAAUGCUGGCGAAAUGCAUGACCUGCUGUCCGCCUGGUGCGAACCCUGUCAACCCAGCAACACUUGGUUCAGCAUUGAGCCACGUCAUUGAAGGCGUUGGGGAUAAUGGUGGUAUGCAUUUAACACUAGAGUAUCCACCUCCCGAAACAUGUGCUUCACUACUUCAGGAUGUAUCUUCCCUCAUCAUACACCACGUCAAAAGGCAAUCGAAUGCCACCAAGGAGGACAAGCGAACGAUGAAGUUUCUGGUUCGUACGGUUUUGCAAGAUUUCUUCAUGCAAGAGCGUUUCCCCAUGUCAGAUGACGAGGGCGAGGACGAAGAGUGUGAAGAUAAUGAGGAUUAUGGUGGUAGCGAGAAUGAAGCUAGCGGCGAUAGCGAAGCCGUAAUGGAAAUUGGUGAAUCUACAGCUAGUGUUAUGCCAAAGCGAGUACGUCGAAUACGUCACCAAACUAGAGAUCCAAGGUCGCAAGAGUCAGCAAAUGGACCUAAGGAAAUGUCACCGGUUUCGCUGGAGCAGUCUGAUUUUAAAGGGCGAAGGCGUUCAAAGCGAAAAACAUCAAACACGAGUGGGAACGAUAGUGGUGAUCGGGAGAACACAUUGGAGUUCUCGAAGGUUUCGGUGAUUACAAAUGACUUACCUUCGAGAUUUCCUACGGAGGAAUAUUACUGCGUCCUGAAUGGCAACAAUCAGUGGUAUGCCUUUCUUCGAUUACACCACCUUCUGCUCACUCGUCUAUCUCAAUUGCGGGCAAGAUCUCAGCUAAUGCAGCAAGAAUAUGUUGAUGAGAGUGGGAAAAAUCACAACCAGGUGGCUGACGUUUUGAGGUUGCGAAAAAAAGGUCAGUUCGCCAUACUUUUCGUCUGUACGCAAAUAUUGUUAUUGGUGUUACCCCUUGAGGCCAAGAUGUACUCCUGCUGCAGUCUUGACGGACAAAGUGAACCGAAGGACUACUAUUCACUGGCUCUACAACUGGUUAAAGAUCUCUUAGAUGGCUGUGAGGAUGUGCAUUCGUAUGAAGAUCGUCUGCGUGAUAUGUUUGGCAUAUAUGCUUACCCAUGGUUUACUAUGGAUCGCCUAAUAACCAACCUCGUGCGCCAACUUCAUGUGCUGGCUAGUGGCGAUGAGUUGAGUCAACAGCUUACAUCCCUGUUUCGGUGUCACUUUAAGAAUCCAAGCAAUCGCUUACGGGUGGACUCAGACGCUGGAAUCGCAGAAAACGAUGGGCGUAACUUUUCUCCAGUCAUCAAUGGGAUAUCUGGUCCCUUGAGGACGCGCUACUCGCGACUAAAGGACGAGGCACAUUAUCAACAAGCAGUCUUUUCGGCUUAUCUAGAAGUAGCUCUUGCUUCAAACGACGACAACGGUGGCGUAUCAAAUGUUAACAGCAGUAGUGCGACGCAACCAGCCGUUCCUCCUCGUUCACAAGUUCCCAAUUGCUACACGCUUGUAAUGUUGCGUCAAGCGUCGAAACUUCUCAUUCGUCUCCAUGAUCCCACAUACAUAAUUAAAACGUGCGUCGCAGCACAGCAAAAUCCCCACGAAGCUUCGGCGUAUCCUUCGCCUCCUCGUAUCAUCUCACCACCAUCACCCGGUGAGGAGGCACGGGCUGCAAGUGCCCUCAGGCGGGCGGAAGUAGGAAAUGAGCAUGAGAUACGACAUUGGUACGACUAUCUCGCUCGAUACCUACUUAUUCCAGGCUGUUGGAUGGCAGGACCCAUUUCUGCGGCUUUAGUAGCCCGUGUAAGGCCAGUGUUUUUGUAUCGGAAUGUACGACGCUGCGUAGAGCAACUGACGCGCCAGGCCGUGGAUAGAAAGAAGGAGGAAGCUAUUGCAACUGUUGAUCCGCAACCAGAAGAGGUGAUUAAUGCUUUGUUACUCGUUUACACUCCUUGUCCUCAGCUCCAUUUAUUAACAGUUGUAAGCUUUACUGUUUUUAAGGUUCUGCUAAACAGCCUAGUACGUGAUACCUCUAAGGAGAGCGGGGAGUCAACAAUACAGGCUGACUCCACUUCCGUAGAACAGGAAAAUCUUGAAAAGGACACUUGGGAAGUCAUGGCCAGAGUGCUUAGAAACAACUUGAGUCGAUCAGAGGUGCGCCAAGUUUUACCUGUAGUAAUUUUUGAACAGGUGUUUCGUGAUACGUACUCAAGUGAUUGCAUGCAAUCGAGCAAAACCAUGAAGAGUGGCAAUCCUGCUCCCAAGACAGCUUACAAAAUCAAUUGGUCCGUCGGGUCAUACGGAAUCUUUAUCCGAACUAGGAAGAACCGGCACACUCAAUCAAGUACGAAUUCGCGAUCUGUGAGGAAAUUUCGAGAGUUUCAAGCACGCUGGCUGAGUGAGCACGGAAACAAAGCAGAGAUUGAAGCGGUUACGACGCAGCUCAAGCGAAGACCUAGUCCGAAUGAUGAGCCCGAACCUGCUACCGAGAGCUUGGAUACCAGUCUGGGGAACGAAACAGCACCCUUACCGGCCAAGGAGCUUUCGAGUGUUGUGAUAACAGCUAGUCCCGAUGAGGAAGGGUCCACUUCUAAGACCUCUACACAGGUCGAGGCGACAUCAGAUUCCGUCGAGAAUUUGAAACAUCCUGAGGCAUCAAGCUAUUGA
Messenger RNA from Hydatigera taeniaeformis, 4999 nucleotides. Lineage: Eukaryota; Metazoa; Platyhelminthes; Cestoda; Cyclophyllidea; Taeniidae. The record is from the annotation of a GenBank genome assembly.